CGGAUCCUAAAUUAUGAAUGUUUCUCUGAGGAUGGAGGAUCGGGAGCUUCUGUAUCUUUAAUAGUGAGGAGAGAGAGAUGGGAGAGGCUGCGCGUUCACGCUCCCUUCUUCUCGCUCCGCGGCGUCGGGCACGCGCACUGGAUCCCACUCUCACUGGAGAGGAAAAAAAGCUCCGUCGGACAACAGCGAGUCUCCGGGAAAAAAACAUGUUGCCUCCGCCGCCCUUCAUCAACGAUGCUGUCUGCAAAAGUCAUGUGAAAGGAUCCGCAACAUAUGAGGACUCUAGUUUUUUCGACCAUUAAACUUGUUUCAGAGGAUUGUAAACUCUAGGAAGUGAUUAAGAAGACACAGGAAUUGAAGUUGGACAUCUGACAGGUGCAGAAGAUGGCGAGACGGCUCCUGCAGGUCCUCGCCUUGUGGACUACCGUGGUUGGCGUUGUGCAGUGCUGUCCAGAGCUCUGCAGCUGCCAGGAUAAAUUCAACCACCAGUUUGUCGACUGCGUUUCAAAAGAAAUGCCGGAGGUACCCGUGGGUCUCCCCGCCAAUGUCACCACCUUGAGCCUCUCUGCCAACAAGAUCAAAUUACUGAGAAGUAAAAGCUUCGUCAACAUCACGCAGGUCACCUCUCUCUGGCUGGCCCACAAUGAGAUAGUUACCGUAGAAAUGGGCACCUUGGCCCCCCUGGUCCAGCUCCGCAACCUGGACAUCAGUUACAACAAAAUUGUGCACUUUCCGUGGGUGGAUCUGCACAACCUCACGUCCCUGCAGCUUCUGAAAAUGAACAACAAUGAGAUGGUGAACCUUCCCAAGGACGCCUUCUCCAAUCUCAAAGACCUGAGGUCGCUGCGCAUCAACUUCAACAAGUUCACCACCAUUGUGCAGGGAACCUUCAGCCCCCUCCUCUCCAUGUCUCACCUGCAGAUUUUUAACAACCCCUUCACAUGCUCCUGCACUCUGGAGUGGCUGAAGGAUUGGAUCGCGACGACUAAGAUCUCUGUCCCUGAGCAAAAUUCAAUUGUAUGUGGGGCCCCUGAACACCUGAAGGGUGCACUGGUUACAGCGCUCCCCAAACUGGACUGUACGGCCCCUGCUGUCACUAUAACCUACGAGCCCGACAUUGAGAACACGGAGGUCUACGAGGGCUUCAUGGUCAUCUUAAAUUGUGAGACAACAGGGAGCCCUGCGCCACAGGUCAGCUGGGAGGUCACUGCAGGAAACCAGAACUAUGUGUUCCCCUUGCCCUCCAACGGAGAGAUAAAUGAUGUGCCAAUUAAUGAUAAAACAACCAACAAUCGAUUCCUCGUCUUUAGGAACGGCACUCUCGUCAUCCGUCGGAUGAGUAAAAAGGAAGAUGGAAAUUACAACUGCUCUGCGGUGAAUGAGUUAGGUAAGGCGGAGAGCGGUGUUAAAGUGGCUAUGGCAGCCACCCAAAAACAUGACUCGAAGCCCGAUUCUACGGUGGACAAGAUCCGCCCAUCUGCUAAAAAGCCUGCAGAGCCCUCCAAAAACAAUGUGAUCAACUGGAGCAAGCCCGACGGCAAGACAAAGGGAAGCCCCGAAGGGUCGUCGGACAAAAGCGCCGGCACGGGGCAGGCCGGCGACGUUUCAAAGGACCCAACCUUUGCGAGCAAGUGCGGCGUGAGAGAAAGCAGUGAAUACAUCUCCAACCACGCCUUCAACCUGAGCUUGGAUGACCUGAAGCAGUACACGUUUGAUUUUGGCGUCAUUGCGUUAGAAGUGUCGGAGACGGAGGCCAAAGUUCAGCUGAAUCCACUGCAGCUUCCCAGCAGCAAAUCUAACCUCCAUCUGAGUCACACUGAAAACCAGGAGACGGUGAACAAAGAGGCCUUUGGUGUGUACCAGUCCUCAUCCAGCAAAGCCACCCUGGACAUGCUCUACCUCUGUGUGAAUACAGGUAACGGACACUCCAUGAUUCAGUGGUCCAAUAUAGAGGAGGGGGUCAAUGCGUACCGCUUCCAUGGUUUACAGCCCGGCACCAAUUACACACUGUGUCUCACCUAUGGGGGGCAGGACUGCCAAGUCCAAGUAGUCUUCACAACCAGGAGGAAGAUCCCCUCCCUUCUCAUCAUCGUGGUUGUCAGCAUUUUCCUACUGGGUCUGGCCACUGUUCCCUUACUGGGAGCCACCUGCUGCCAUUUGUUAUACAAGUACCAAGGGAAGACCUACAAGCUGAUCAUGAAGGCCCAGAAUCCGGAUCAGGUGGAGAAACAAAUGACUGGAGAUUUUGAUCGCAGGGCGUCUUUUGUGGAGUCAGAGAAGACCUUUGACCCCAGCGAGUUAGGCGAGGGAGAGGCCGAGGGAGAGGAAGGGGACGGAGAGGAGGAAGCCGAGGGGAGUGUGGUGACAGAAUCCAUCCCAGGGUCCUCAUCCAAAACCAACCAGGAGGAGUUUGAAGUGGGCUCGGAGUACAGUGACAGGUUACCGCUGGGUGCAGAGGCAGUCAACAUCUCGGAGGAGAUCAACGGCAACUACAAGCAGCCGAGCCGCUGAACUCCAUCGACGUCUGCUGGCAUACUGUAAAAAUAUUUUACUUUAAAGGUAGCCUACAUUAAAGCAGGUAACUCACCCACCAUUGCUUCUUCAUCACGUGACCAACGAUGACUUCUCAUACAAACAAAAAAAGGUGGAUCUUUAAUUUUUUUUUUGUUACUUCAGAAAGUAGUCAAUCACUUGAGCUUGUGACUUGGUUCAUGUGACAUUUGUAGUCUGCUGUGUAAGGUUGAAAUAAGCAACAUAAGUUUACAAUGCAAGCACAGAUUUCUACAGUUUAUAUAAGACCUCAAAACUGACAGGAAAAACAGCACAAUGUUCCCUUUCUGCAGGACAAACACAGACAGGCGCAAAUUGUGCACAAGGCGAAGUUUCAAGUGAAAAAAACGGUAUUGAAAAUUUCAUUUUGGAGAGCAAAAAAAACAACAAGUGCCAUAUAUUUUAAAGCUAUUUUAAAAUAAACUUAACAUCAGGGACCAAUUGCUUUUUUUCUUAGCUGUGCGCGUCUGUGCGUAAAGAUGUGGAUGAGCGUUUCCAUCUCCUCAGGUGUCUCCACUUGACUCGUGCACAAGCAGAUAUGAUGAGAUUUGAUCAAAUGAUACUAAAUGCAGAUUUUUGGUUUCGGUGCUGACCUGCCCGCUGUCCUGUGAGUCCAAAAAAAGGGACAUUUCACUUUCAACUGUGUUGUGCUUGACAGGAAAAUCCAAAAUGUUGUUUUACGUAACGUAAAGGCUUUAAAAAAUGUGCGACUUUAACCUCUUUAACCAACCAACAGGGUGCUUCUUGCUCGCUUUUUACAAUGAACGUGUCCAUGGCAUGUCACACGUAUUUCCUUGUGUGGGUUUUUCUUAGUGUAGUCUAGAGGACUUUAGAUGUUAUACUGUCAACCUGUGAUGAUGUAAAAGCCAUGUGAAUUGAAAUUAUUCUUUUUUUUACGACGGUGAGUUUCUAUGAAGCCUUUAACAAAAAAGACGCACUGAGCGUCUGGCGGAUUCACUGUCUUGUAAUUGGAUGCAUAUUAUAUAAUAUAGUGAGUUUUUUGUGAAUUGUUGUAAAAACGAAACGAAGAACAAAACCCCGUGACUUUUCGAUAUUUUUUUUAUAUCAUUUUAUGUAAGUGGAAUUAAUAAAACAUGAAACUCUACAGACUA
Molecule: messenger RNA, 3662 nt
Organism: Sebastes umbrosus (honeycomb rockfish)
Lineage: Eukaryota; Metazoa; Chordata; Actinopteri; Perciformes; Sebastidae
Gene: islr2
Product: immunoglobulin superfamily containing leucine-rich repeat 2
Exons: 2
Coding region: 385-2511 (708 amino acids)
Molecular function (GO): protein binding
Source: RefSeq, a predicted model, not a curated record